CCGGACGCUGGCGCCGGAAGCUCGGGCCGCGGCUGCGCGGGGAGAGCGCCGGUGCGGGCGCGGGGCUCGGCGAGGGCCAUGAACGGGACCGCGAACCCGCUGCUGGACCGCGAGGAGCACUGCCUGCGGCUCGGGGAGAGCUUCGAGAAGCGGCCGCGGGCCUCUUUCCACACCAUUCGCUAUGACUUUAAGCCAGCAUCUAUAGAUACUUCAUGCGAAGGAGAGCUUCAGGUUGGCAAAGGAGAUGAAGUCACAAUUACACUGCCACAUAUCCCUGGAUCCACACCACCAAUGACUGUGUUCAAGGGGAACAAACGGCCCUAUCAGAAAGACUGUGUGCUUAUUAUUAAUCAUGACACUGGUGAAUAUGUGCUGGAAAAACUCAGUAGCAGCAUUCAGGUCAAGAAAACAAGAGCCGAGGGGAGCAGUAAAAUCCAAGCCCGAAUGGAACAGCAGCCCACUCGUCCCCCACAGCCAUCACAGCCACCACCACCUCCACCACCUAUGCCAUUCAGAGCUCCAACAAAGCCUCCAGUUGGACCCAAAACUUCCCCCUUGAAAGAUAACCCCUCACCUGAACCCCAGCUGGAUGACAUCAAAAGAGAGCUGAGGGCCGAAGUUGACAUUAUUGAACAGAUGAGCAGCAGCAGUGGGAGCAGUUCCUCAGACUCUGAGAGCUCAUCAGGAAGUGAUGAUGACAGCUCGAGCAGCGGGGGUGAGGACAAUGGCCCAGCGUCCCCUCCGCUGCCCGCACACCAGCAGCCCUACAACAGCAGGCCGGCCGUAGCCAACGGAACCAGCCGGCCGCAAGGAAGCAACCAGCUCAUGAACACACUCAGAAAUGACUUGCAGUUGAGUGAGUCUGGCAGUGACAGUGAUGACUAGAGUCGGAUCUUUCGAAAUCAGCUCCUCGUGCACAGAUGUGCUGCUGGAUCAGGCUGCACUCGCAUGGAGCCCCUUGCUGAGAGGGACGCGCUAUGGAUCAGUGACUGUAGUAGGAGUUUGAGGCUCUGGAGGUCUCAGAUAUUCAAGUCUUUAACUUAGUGGUGAUGGGUGAUUUUCUCGUGUAAUUUUCAAACAAUCUCAUGUUGCAAAGUAGAACUAUGGAAGAACUAACAGAAUUAUUCUAUUUGGUUAACACUAUUCCUGAAAAACAGACCAAUGUACCCUGGUCUAGGUUACUCAAAGGCCGUUAUCUUUAGCAGACCAGUGAUUCAGUUUUAAACCUCAGCAGCCACAGUUUGCCCCAGUGGUUUGCACCAGUGAAAUGAAACCUGGUCUUUGAGGGGUAGGAGAGAGAGGGAAACCUCAAACUGCAGCACAGAAGUAUGUUAAAACCACUUUAAACUGUUGAGACAAAGUGGUAAGGAAGUUUUGUCUGACCCAGUCUGAUAAGCCUGUGUAGAAAUGGACUUCAGGAGGGAGUCCUAGAGUGUCCUCCUGAGGGUACACUAGAGCUCUGCUAGCUCAAGCCCCUCAUUUACAAAUAAGGAAAAAGAAGCCCACGGCUGGCUUAUGGUCGGUCUCCUACCCCCAGUCCAAGCUUUUCCUGCUGCUCCCUCCUUUAAUCUCAGUGGUUGGAACCGGAGAUUCUCAUGCAAGACAUUGAUAGUUGUACAUCAGAGCUUUUAUUCGAUUCCAAAAGACAAAAGUGUUGGGUACUUCUGGCUCAAAUUCUGAUCCAAAAAGUCCCUAAGUACAUGAGUCUGGGUGAGCAGAUUAAACCAGCAGCCACUGUGUUAACACCUGAGAUUCAGUCAGAUUGGGGGCUUUUAGUUCCAUGUAGAUCCAUGCUACAUGUGCUUCACUCAGUGCAUUUUAGUAGGGGGAGGUAGGAGUGGAAGAGCGGUAUAGUGAAGGAAUCUUUCUGAACAAAAGAAUCAGCAGCAGGUUUUCAAAAACCAGAAUCCAGAUAGGAAGCAGUUCUGCAAUAUGAAAUGAGCACAUUCUUGGAGAAGGCAUUUCUGUUCAUGCUUUUGUACCACUGUUUGUGCCUGACUCCCAGAACGAUUUGUAUUUUUGAUAUACAACUAGAAGAAAGUCACAAGAUUGCCUUUUUGCAGUGUGCAUUUUCCAAAUGAAUGUUACAGGAAACUAGUCACUAGUAAAUGUUCCAUAUUGAGUAAAUGUGUGACAAAUUGUCCCGUGAUUAGUAUGGAUAGCCCAUUUCUGUAAUUUGAAUGAAUACAAUUUGAAUGUCCUAAGAAAUUUCCAUUUACUUUGGUUCAGUGGGUAUCAAGAACGUUAAAAAUGAUUUUCCUUCCUUGGGUUCCUGCACCCAAAGAUGGCCUCUGCUUCCCCAGCUAGCAGAUGGAAGCCUCCUGGACCUGGAAAGGAAUUAGAGGAUUCAUGGUGGGGGCUUUGGUGAGAGUUGCACCUUACAGAAUCACCGGUUUGAUGCACACAGUGGCUCCAGUGAACUGGAGAUGCAGGCCCGGCGCCAUUAUCCAGUGGCACACUCACUCCCCCCACCAAGUAUAGGUAAUAGGGACACACUAGAACUCUGUGGUGGGUUCUCAGCCCAUCCUGAGGUUUCCGUGGAUUUAAUGGUAGGUAAGAAUUUAUAAUGAAUUGGUAAUUGUUUUAUAAUUCCUUGGUAAUGACAGCUCAGGGAAGGUGAAGGUCUUGAUUGGGAGACUUGACUUGUUACUGGAUGUGGGAAUUGUUUCACUGAUCUUAACUUGCUCAAGCUGGGGCAGGUUCCAGGAACUUGAACUAAAAAAAAAUCUAUUUAAGCCUCUCUGUCCUUUUUUUUUUUUUUUUUUUUUUUCUCCUAAAGUCUUGAUUUAUACAGAUAGAGCUGUGGUUUUUGGCAUGUCGGGUCAAGAUGUUUGUUUCUAUAGGAAAUGCUUGCAUGUUGCACUGGGUUUGGUGAGUUGCGAUCUGUGGGCUUCAGGCCUUUCCUCUGUCACCCAUCCCAUCUGACACUGCACGGUUGUCCUCUAGCCCACUUCCAGUUAGUUCUCUGCACAAAGCCUUCGGUGGUUCCCUCUCCCCACCCUCCACCUUUACCCACCAGAACAAGGAAUCUUUUCUUUUCAGAAAUCAAGAAUUUGGCCUCAUAGAUUACUUCUCAUGAGUAAGCUUGUACCAGCCUCCUUGGACUUGUUCUUUGUGCCUCUGUGCCUUCUCAGUCUCUCCCUCCCUUCUCCCCUGUCAGGCCUCAGGCCCGACACUCUAUAGGUGCCAUCUUCGUGGACUCUGUUUCAGCCCACUGGAGUGCUUUGUGUACGUACUGACCUUCCUCUUGCUUGAGCUCUGGUUGCUGUGAACUCCUUAAGAGCAGGGACUUGUCUGUCAUUCUCAUUGCUACUCCCUGGGGUGUCCACAGGAAUAGACAUUCAGAUGCUUAUAGCCUGGUGGGGAGGAGGCAGAGAAAACCAACCAGUGGAGUACAGAGGGUAGACAUGGAGAAAACAUUCCAAGCAUUUGGAGACAGCUGAAAAUGAUCCGUGCUGAUUUUCAUGCUUUUGAAGUCUCUAACUGAAUUGUUAAAAUUGCCUUUUCUUCGUCCUCUAUGACUACCAUCCCGUGAGUCAUUAGGUAAGGUAUAAAGACUUAAAUCCGAGGUACCCAAGAAGUCAUGGCAAGCCACAAUAAAGAUGUGAUUUGGGGAAACUUAAUACAAACUAGAGAUUUGUGAUGAUGCCACUCAUUAACUAUUUUAUUUCUAUACCAGAAUCAUUUUUCUGUGUGUGGUAUUAAUAUGUAUGUGCUUCAGUGGUGGGAAAACUUGAAAAUUCCAAAAUCUUUGCUAUCCUAAUUGAGAGGCUGAUUAAGUAGAGUGAGUGUGUGUGUGUGUGUGUGUGUGUGUGAUGUAUUUAUUACAUUAUUUUGAAAGAUAAUAGUCUGUUAUGUGGAUGUAUAUUAGGUACAGCCAAAUUGGAUGUUUCCAUUUGGCAAGGAAGGUAGGAUUUCUGAAACUCAGGCCUUAACCAGUAGGUUGGAAGACAAGACCAAUUGAAGCGUUAUGAAAUAUGUGUUUUUGUCGCUUCUGUCCUAUCUGUCUUGGGUUUAUUGUCUUAUUCUUUAAUGACUUUUAAAAUCUUGUGCCUAAAAGUUUAUUUUGCAUAAUUAUGAAGUAGAUGUGCAUGUUUACAUUUAUGUAAAAUAUUUGCUGUGUAAAGUUUUUUUGGUUUAUUCUCUUAAAGAUCACUAUAUUUAAGUAAAAAAAAAAAAGGUCAGCAAUACACUUCA
Messenger RNA from Canis lupus familiaris (dog), 4197 nucleotides. RefSeq names its product ELL associated factor 1 (gene EAF1). Bases 79 to 885 code for a protein of 268 amino acids. The transcript is spliced from 6 exons. NCBI's taxonomy places the organism in Eukaryota, Metazoa, Chordata, Mammalia, Carnivora, Canidae. The record is from RefSeq and is a predicted model, not a curated record. Gene Ontology annotation, biological process: positive regulation of DNA-templated transcription; regulation of transcription elongation by RNA polymerase II. Gene Ontology annotation, cellular component: super elongation complex. Gene Ontology annotation, molecular function: transcription elongation factor activity.